GAUGAUGAUUAUGUGACACUGCAGCCAACCAAUCAGCAGGUCAGGAGGCAUCAGUAGAGGCGUGUCAGUGCACACCAGGCGGAAGGAGAAGGAGAAGAAGGGAUGAAGUGAAGGAGGUAGAGGAGGAGGAGGGCGGGGAGAGGCCUGAGCCGAGCUGAAGAGAAGCUGCAUCUGCCAGAGAACAGGAGGAAAGAGGAGGAGGUGAAGAAGAGGAGGGAGGAGGAGAGGAAGAGGAAGGUGCUGCUGUUUGAGGAGGAACCAUCAACCUCAGCUGUCAUGGACAAAUAUCGACCAAAAAGACCAACCACUCUGGAUCUGUUCCCACAGCUGCCACCUGCUGGCACCCAGGAUUCCAUCAACAACAACUCUCUGGGAAAGAAGGACAGCUGGAAGGAGUCUCACUCUUCUUCCCCACAUAUCACAGGGGCUGUCCCUCCCUCAGACGUCAAACCUAAAGCAGAGGACAAAGUCCGGCACAGCACGCGGCGCCCCGCCCCCAAACCACCCACAGCCAAUGAGGGCAGAACCAAGAGUCAGGCGGUCGCAACAGACGCACGCACACGCCUGCGGGACAAACAGGUGUCUGCCUCCAGUAGUCCAAGGAGUCAGCGGAGAGGAGGAGGAGCUGGAGGAGGAGCUGGAGGAGGAGCUGGAGGAGGGAGAGGAAAAGGAGGAGCAGCAGCCAUGAUGAAAGAGAGGAGUACGGUAGACGUCAGAGGGAAGGACGGAGUGACGACAGGGAGGGAGGACAAGAGGACAGGCAGACUGUGUGCAGAGUCCAGGGCCAAGGACAGGGACAAGAACGCGCUUCAGAGGACCAGAGACACCAACGCAGCCAAGAACCGAGGAGCUGAGGCCAGAGCGAGGAGAGGAGCCGCGGGGAGGACCAGCACCCUGCCACCGGCCAGCCAGGAGGUUUACCUGCCCGCCAUGGUGGUUCCACGCACACCUGUAGCACCCAGGAACCAGGACAAGAACCCAGAACCAGUCCAGAGUCACGACAGGAGCCAGGAUCCUGCUCCGGUUCUGUCCCGGUCCAGCAGUGAGGGCGGGUCCAACAGAAUGUCCCUCAGCUCAGACACAGAAGGACCUCCACCAGAACCGCUGCACCCCUCUGUGUCCAACAGAACCAACCCGGACAUCAGCGAAGAGGAGGCUGAGGGAGACCCUGCCCACAACAGUCCCGCCCUCUGUCUGACAGGAAGUGACCCACCACCAAAAAUGGACUGUAACAAAUUGGAGGUGGAUGGAGACGGAGGGGUGUGUGUGUCGAGUUUGAACUAUGACUCGGUGAAAUACACACUGGUGGUGGAUGAAGACGCUCAGCUGGAGCUGGGCAGCCUUAAAGACUGUUUACACCGUCACCAUGACGACAAGGACGACAGCGAUGCAGAGACGGUUUACCAGUCGGCCAACGAGGACGAGGAUCCCGAGUACGAGGAGGAGAGGAAGAGGACGGAGGAGACGAGGACUCAAGAAAGAAGAAAAGAAGAGGAGCAGCCGAGGAAAUGGAGGGAUGAGGAGGUGAGGCGGAGGAGGGAGGAGGAGGUGAAGAGGCGGCGCGAUGUCGUAGUUUCCAGGUUCUUCAGGACCAAGGUCACAUCACAGGACCAGGAGGCUCAAACAGGAAGAGGCGGAGCUACCAGGAGCAGGAAGUUCCUCAACCUCUUCACUGACAACAGCGGCCAUUACAGUGCUACAGGUGCCGGCUCAUUCAGCGUUUUCUCCUGUGUAUUGGACGGCGUGGAGCGACCGCAGAGUCACAGAGCCGCCUACAGGUUUGUCCCUCGUCAUGCAGACGAGCUUCACCUGGAGACGGACGACCCGCUGUUACUGCUGAGUCAGUCUGAGGAUCUGUGGUGUCAUGGUUACAACAUGAGGACGGGAGCCAGCGGCGUCUUUCCUGCGUUCUACGCUGUCAAGUUAGCCAAAGAGAACAACCAGGCGCACAGAGACGGUCGCGUCGAACACUUUCACGUCCGAUUCCUGGGUUCAGUUCAGGUUCCUGUUCACAAAGGCAGCAACGUUCUGUGUGCCGCUAUGCACAAGGUUGCAUGUAACAGACGUGCAGCAGCUCAGGCUCCGCCUCCAUGUGUUCUGGAGAUCAGUGUGAGAGGAGUGAAGAUCAACGUUCACGACCAGUGUCACUCUGACCACAGGGGAGAGCAGUGUUUUCAUUUCUUCCAGCUGAAGAACAUCUCGUUCUGUGGUUGUCAUCCUAAACACAGCAGGUACUUCGGGUUCAUCACCAAACACCCCGACCAACAGCGCUUUGCCUGUCAUGUGAUGAUGUCAGACACAACAUCACAUCCUCUCGCCAAAUCUUUAGGGAGGGCGUUCCAGCAGUAUUUUAAAGACAACAUCGGCUACUCCUGUCCCACUGAAGACAUCUUCAUUGAAUAAGCACUGAGUCAUGAUGACGAGCAUGUGAGCCUGGACUGCGGCGCUCAGUGUU
Solea senegalensis (Senegalese sole) is the source of this 2455-nucleotide messenger RNA. RefSeq names its product C-Jun-amino-terminal kinase-interacting protein 1-like. Lineage: Eukaryota; Metazoa; Chordata; Actinopteri; Pleuronectiformes; Soleidae. Gene Ontology annotation, cellular component: cytoplasm. The record is from RefSeq and is a predicted model, not a curated record. Gene Ontology annotation, molecular function: protein binding. Gene Ontology annotation, biological process: regulation of JNK cascade. Bases 277 to 2403 code for a protein of 708 amino acids. The transcript has 12 exons.